AUGAUUUUUCUUUUCUUUCGAUAUAUCCUUUCUUAUGAUGUACAAUUUUGUUUCUCUGCAGAUCUAAAGUUGUGUCCUGAGGGAUAUGUUGAACUUCCACCAGAAAAUUUUGAUAUUUGGAAGAAUUAUUUAGAUAAGAAAAAUCUAGCGUUUUAUAUAUUCAAUGAUACAAUUAAUAAAGUUGGCCAAGAGCUAAUUUUCGAUUUCUCUAUCGAGAAUCCAAAUAAAACAGCAUUUGCGUUUAUUGGAACAAAUUCCCAUCCGAACAUAUACAUAGGAGGCUCAAAUUCAGAAGUAACGACAACAUCAAUUUAUUUUUCGAAGAUUAAUGCAAAUUUCAAAGUAAAUACGAUUAAUUCAGAAGCAUUUGAGGUAUUUUCUACGAAUAUUUUACCACGUAACGAAGUAACUGUCAAUACAAAUAAAAUUGGCGGCGAUCCAACUUCUCUUGGCAAUGUUUUAUUCGGAAAAAUUCAAAAUUUUAAUUUUUAUCUCGUUGAAAUGCAGAACAAAAACGUCGAAAUAGCAAUACCUCAACAGUACUCAUCAGUCAUAAACGUCCAAAGGUUCGAAUCUGAUUACGAAGUCACAGUUUAUUACGAUGGGUUUAAUUUCGUGAGUGAAAAACAGAACAGCGCGUUAUUUAUUAAUGCGUAUAAAUGUGAUAUUGAUAUUUUGAUCACAACUACAAAAAAUUUCAAAUUAACACUUUAUUGGCUUUCAAAUGUCGGAAUUUCAUUACUAAACAGAUUAAAAAUCAUUACUACACAAAAGGCAUUACUAAACAUUCCACAACAAUACUAUUCUCCCAAGACAUUUCCAAUUUUAGAUUUAUCUCAAGGCUGUGACCUUUCUAUUAACGCACAAACAGUUCCAUUUAAGUAUAGAAGAGACGAUAGUAUUCGAUUUUACGCAGAACUCGGAGAAAAAGUUCAGAAAAUUUCCGAAUUACCAAUUCUCACCGGAGAAUAUACAGAAAUAUACGGAGUUGGCGAACAACAGACAGUUACACUUGAAGAUUUCGUGUUUUCCAAUGGCGGAGAACUCAGAUUAGAUCCUAUUUCAAUGAAUACAAUAUUAUCAAAUUUACACAUUGAUUCUGGAAGCAACGCAAUUAUAAAAGGAUCAUCCACAGUCACUUUUGACGAUUUAGAACUUGAUGGAUCCAAAUUAACAGUAAAUAACAUAUCUUUCAACGGAAAGAACCCGAUUACAAUGAAGUAUUCGAGUACAAACAGUUCAUUGUUGUCUGUUUUAGGUUCUUUAUACGAAGAAGGUCAGAAAAAAUUAAAUAUUGAAAUUGAUCAGACAUUUAAGCCCGAAAAAGAAGAGAUUCCGUUGAUCUGUGGUUCGUCAAUCAAUUGCGAUGACUGGACACUCAAUAUAAACAGCCAGGAGAACUCUGCUCAAAUUGGAAAUUUAUCUUUCACGAAAAGUUGCUUUGAAAACCAAGAAGAAGCAACAAAAUGUCUUUCUGUGAAGUCUCAGCCUUCAUCUACCCAAGUUUUGAACAAGAUUUGCUUAUCAAAUUCCGUAACCAACGGAAAUUGUCCGGAAAAUUUUGUCCUCGUUGAUCCGAAAGAUUUUAACUCUGUUUUGAACAAGAAAACACCAAAAUUUGACAUUUUCAUUGACGGUUUUUCGGAUUUAGAGUUGGAUUUCUCAGGAAUUGAAAAUUCUAUCGUCUCAAUCACUUCACCUCAACUUUGUAACCUUAAAUUAUCGUCAAAUUCAUUAGUCCGCAAUUCCAUGAAGAUUUUAACACUUCAGAACAUAAAUUUGGAUACAAAUGAUGAUACAAAUUAUAUUGGUAAUUUGAUUCUAUUGAAUGGAAGCGGUUUGACAGACAGACUCCUUCAAAAAUUGUAUAUUGAUGAAUUAACGGCCAAACAAUCGAAUUUACCAAAUGGAUUUCCGAAAGCAGCAAUAAAUGUCGAUUUUGAACUUGACGGUUUUGACAAACCGUUGGAUGUAACCAUAAACAAUGAAAAAAUCAUUAUGAAUUCAGAAGAUGGAAAAAUUUAUGAAAUUGUCACUUUUCCAAAAUUUUCUGUCAAUUUUAUUUUGACAAAACCACAAAAAAUGACAUUUCACAGUGAGAACAACUCAGAUAUAUCUAUUAGUAUAUCAGGCGAAGUUGAUUUGGAUAUGAAUUUAGAGAAUUACAAAGGAAAUCUAAAUCAAUUAAAUAUAAACACGAAAAACAUAAAUUUACAAACAAAUGAUCAAAAUUUGACAUUUGUAAACAUUAAUUCACAAAACGUAACAAUAACAGGAACAAGUACUCUUGGAAAUAUAAAUUUGAAGUACCAAGGAUUGUUUAAUUGCCAAUCAAAACUAAAAAUUCAAAAAUUGACAGUAAAUCCGAAAUGUCAAAUUAAUUCAAAUUCAAUUUCGGUUGUGUCACUUUUUGUUUUAGAGAAUUGUAAGAUUGAUAUAGAAUUUAAUGUCAUUACUUCUUGUAUUAGCCCGUCAAGCGAAGUUAACUUUGAUGUAAUGUCGAAACAUAUUUUUGUUGAUUAUUGUUUACAAAGUUUGCCAAGAAUUUUCUUCAAAAAAGUGACACAAAAAGUGAUAGUUAAUAUGCAUUAUAUUAAAAAUGGAGAAGAUUUAUAUGAACAGUUCAAAGAUAUAUAUUCAACAAAGCCUAUUCCGUUUCUUUUUUCGAGUCAAAAUUAUUACAAAUCAUUUGAUUUGAAUUUUGUGUCAGAAAUUCCUGAUUUUAAUCAAACAACUUGUAUUUUGUAUAAAACAUCAAAGAAGAUUCAGUCUGAAUACGCAAUUUGUAUAUAUUACCAAUCAAAUAAACCAAGACCAUCUCCAAUAGAAACUCCUAAUUUCACUCCUGAAGAAACUCCAGUGAUGACUCCAAAAAGAACUGAUUUUCCUGAUCAAACACCAACACCUCAGAAACAGAAAUUCUACAAUACAAUACUCGGAAUUGCAAUAAUUGUUGGUGCAGCAGUCAUUGUUGUUUGUUUGAUCUCUUCAAUUGUUAUUGUUAUUUUGAUGCAUAAAAGAAAAUCACAGCUCAAGAAUCUUCUUAAAUCAGAGUUCUUGAUUGCACGCGAAGAAAAUGAUUCUUUUGUAUAA
Molecule: messenger RNA, 3093 nt
Organism: Trichomonas vaginalis G3
Lineage: Eukaryota; Parabasalia; Trichomonadida; Trichomonadidae
Exons: 1
Coding region: 1-3093 (1030 amino acids)
Source: RefSeq, a predicted model, not a curated record